Thrips palmi is the source of this 3090-nucleotide messenger RNA. Its product is annotated as protein SMG8. Gene Ontology annotation, biological process: nuclear-transcribed mRNA catabolic process, nonsense-mediated decay. The record is from RefSeq and is a predicted model, not a curated record. Bases 228 to 3011 code for a protein of 927 amino acids. Lineage: Eukaryota; Metazoa; Arthropoda; Insecta; Thysanoptera; Thripidae. The transcript has 17 exons.
ACCAAAUCUCAAUAAAAUUAAGUUGGUGGAGCUGACACUAGUCGCAGGAAAGUAGGUUAUUGGCAGCUAGUGUCGUCGUUAUACGCAGAUUUUGACAACACAAGGCGGCUGCUAGCAUGUCGUUUGAAUGGACAUUUAUUGGUGUUUGAAAAAAAUACAUUCUAGCAAGGCGUUCUUACCCUUCGCAAGUUACUCACUGAGAGCAUUUUCAACGAGUUUAGGAUAAGAUGAGUCCUGUCGGGUUCAAAUUACCAACAUCCCUAGAGGAAAUCUCCCCGUCUCCUCCAGACCAACAAAUCGUCAUCGUGUCUUUCUUUGGAAAAUCGUCUUAUCUUUCCCGAGGCUGCAAAACAAAUGCUCUUGAUGAUGCCCUUGGACGGAGAGUGUUCAACAUGUCAUUCUUAGACUGUCCACGCAUCGAAUCUGAAAUUUAUACUGAGAUAAAGGCAUUCUACGAAACUAAGCAGAAAGUUCUGUAUUUGCACCUGUGUGGAACCUUUGACAUUAAGGGAUUGACAGACAUUUAUGAGAAACUAAAGCCUGAACUUGCUGAAAAGGGUUUCUUAAAAGAAUGGGCUCAACUAAGACACAACUAUGCUCGAUCUCUACUAUAUCUGUUUUGCAUUUCACAUGUGUUAGUAUGCACUCAUCCAUCUGCUGUAUUUGAUGCAAGUUACAUUCGGUUGUUUCGUGCUCUUGAUUCUGUGAGACAAAAGGUUCAAGGAUCGCUUUCAGAUCUUAUUUCCACAAUCCCUGGGGUGCCAAAGGAUUGGGGACAGUAUGGCCGCUUGUGUACUCCCCGUUUACUGUUUUUGUUUGAAAAAUGCCCUGUAUCUAUCAGAAGACAAAACAUGGCUGAGUUAGGGGAUCCUCAAGGAGCAAGUAGAAAAAUUCCUUCAUUGAAAAAGCUAGAGCAUGCUAUGGAAGAUCAGAUCUAUCAUGUCCUUCGCAAAAACAGAAUUAUUUCCAAAAGCAGUAUGAACAGUUUAUUUGCUAUUCCUGCAAAUCAAGAAUUUGUGUUUAUUCCGAUCAAUGUAGACACCUCACGAGAUUGGAGAACUGAAUUAGUUGAUAAUGUCAUUAAUCUCUGCAAUAGUUCUGCUUUUGGGACUGAAAGUGUAGAGGAACACUCCUUCCACUCCCCUUCAUUUAUAAAUGAAUUAAACUCAAAUCGACAUUCCUUCAAAGGGUUCCUGCAGCAGCACAUAGAUCAGGCCUUUCUUAAAGGUUUUGAUGACAAUGUAGGAAGACAUUCUUCCCCAACAUUCUUUCAGGUUCCAAAACUAAGCUUGUGGCUAGAAGUUUCCAGAAAAAUGUUUGAAUUUUUCAUCACCCAAGAAAAGAAAAUAUCGGCUCCAAACCAGAGUGCCAUGCUUCACAACUUACUUGACACCGAUGUUAAAUUUAGUGAAAGCCGCUGUGGGAAAGUUCUACCACUUGCUAUAGCAACUUAUCAAGACAACUUACCUACUCACUAUACAAGAGAAUACCAUGAAGGAAGACUGGCUCAUGCUCUAUCAGUCUUUGCAGUCCAUGCUAGAGGACCUCUGUUUGAAGAAUAUGCAGGACAAGUUGAGGCCGAGUGCAAAGCUCACUGGAAGGCAGGCAGGCAGAUGUGCCAAGUGCUCAGUCUAACUGGCAACCCCUGCACCAAGCCCUUGCACAGAGGUGGAGGUGAUGGAGCUGGUGGUGGUGAAUUGCAAGAAGAAGAUGGGAGGGACCAUUCGCAACUGCCAUUAUUGGAACACAGCAGUGGUGUUGUUUAUGUUUCUGCUUGUAACUGUGGAAGGAAGCAGGGCCCUAGAGAAGAUCCAUUUAGUAUGCGAACUGCAAAUUACGAUUUUUAUUCGUUACUUGGAAAGGAUUGUGGAUGUUCUGAUCUAGAAUCAAUAGGCUUCCCUGUUUUCACCCCCAGCACAAAAGACUUCCGAGCUGCUCAGUUAUUUUCUAACAAAAAAAAUGGAAAGGCUGUCCAUGAACUAAGGGAGUCCGAAGCCACUACACCCCAAGGAAACACUCAAGGACUUAGCUUUGCUUUUGUCUCUGGUCAGUCUGGUGAAAGUGAUUUAAUUACUGAAGAAACAAGUAAUGUCAUACCAGCAAAAACUGAUAGAGAGACUGACAAUGGAAGCAGUGCCAUUGUAAUUCAGGUUUCUGAUGGUGACUCUGAAGCUUCCAAGGAGAAAGGUUUGGUGCGACAGCCUUCUACUACAGAGUACCUCCCUGGAAUGCUUCAUUCUGAAUCCCCCCUCGGACUUCUUCCGCAAUUUCCAUCAUGGUCUUUGGUUUGCUUGGGCCCUUCAAGUCUGUAUUCCCACAAUCUUGGGCUUCAGGAGCAGCAGCAUGCUGGGCUCAUUGCUGGGUCUGCUUAUCUGCUUCCAUGGGAUCUAACUGUCAGGCUUGAGCACCAACAAGAUAGGGCUAACGCAUGGCCUACUAUUGGAGACGCUGCGUUUUCUAGGAAUAACAAACCACUGGCCAGUAGUGUUCUUCAAAGACCUCGUAAACCUAAGCGUGAUACGCCUGAGUUUGUAGUCAAAAUUUUUGUUGGUGUUGAGUAUGAAUGUCCACGAGGGCAUCGCUUCAUGUGCUCAGCUCCAGACAAAGUACUGAAAACAACUGGAUCUGGCCUUGUGAAAGAUAAUGGGAACAAAAUAACUGGAAAUGACAUGCCUCUUUAUUUCCCUUGUCCAUGCAAGAACAGUAAACCUCUGAUUGCCCAGCUGAUGCGUGUUCAUGUGGUUACCCCAAAAGCGCCCGUUCAUGUCACGUUAAAUCCCAAAGUGCAGCCCGCUCCCUCACCUUGUCCGAUAUUUGGACCAGGAUGUGACAAACCCAUAAGACUCUCUCAAAGUGCCUAUUGGAUUUUAAGGCUACCUUUGUGUAUGUUGGUGACCAAGGGCCCUAUGUGUCGCCGAAAGAGCCUGUUCCCAUCAACUACGGACGACUACUGGCGGGGAUGUACGGGAUCAUGGAGCUGUCCCCGAACGAGAAGGCCUGAAGCAGCAUGAAGACCAAGGCGUCUGGACCAACUGACUGUGAUAGACUUUGUUUUGAAUAAAAAAAAAAAAAAAACUACAAACGGCGUCA